UCGGUUUUUGAAUCGGCUUUUGUGCGCUUAAAACGGCUCAUCCAACUGAGGUUGGAAACGUGUCCUGUACCUGGCAGCUAUAAUGUCUCUCGCAGAUUACUUGGAGUGCAAUAUUGACUUUGAAGGACAACGGUUGGCGGAACUGAUCUCACAAGUCAUCUUGACUAUAUCGGCGAUCGUUGGUUUUCUAUAUGGAUAUGUCCAGCAAUCAUUGGAAGCCACCAUCAUGAUAUUUGGUAUAGGCUUUGCCAUUACCUUGUUGGUUACGUUACCACCAUGGCCAUUCUACAACCGCAACCCAGUCAAAUGGGCCUCUGUACAGCAUGAAAAAGUUGAAGACCGAGCAACAUCCGAAUAGCGGCAAUUGGCAUGAUCAGCCUUACUCGCGACAUACAUCCUUUUUUAAGCAUUGAUUCGGCAUAUUAUACCUACAGAUUUGGGUUUUCAAUGCGACCUUGUUGUUGAAGCAAUAAAGUAAAACGCAGUAAAAAAAAAGAAAGGCAUGUCACCAAACAGACAUU
Molecule: messenger RNA, 521 nt
Organism: Umbelopsis ramanniana AG
Lineage: Eukaryota; Fungi; Mucoromycota; Umbelopsidomycetes; Umbelopsidales; Umbelopsidaceae
Exons: 4
Coding region: 83-358 (91 amino acids)
Biological process (GO): protein targeting to ER
Cellular component (GO): endoplasmic reticulum membrane; signal peptidase complex
Source: RefSeq, a predicted model, not a curated record